Messenger RNA from Dendroctonus ponderosae (mountain pine beetle), 2399 nucleotides. Its product is annotated as poly(ADP-ribose) glycohydrolase. The record is from RefSeq and is a predicted model, not a curated record. Gene Ontology annotation, molecular function: poly(ADP-ribose) glycohydrolase activity. Bases 236 to 2329 code for a protein of 697 amino acids. Gene Ontology annotation, cellular component: nucleus; cytoplasm. The transcript has 11 exons. Gene Ontology annotation, biological process: regulation of DNA repair; ATP generation from poly-ADP-D-ribose; nucleotide-sugar metabolic process. NCBI's taxonomy places the organism in Eukaryota, Metazoa, Arthropoda, Insecta, Coleoptera, Curculionidae.
CUGUUGAUGUCAUUCAUGUCAGCUGUUUGUUGUUUACUGCCAUAGGUUAGAAACGAGAAUUAAAACCCCAGAGUUUGCACAUAGUUGGGAAGUUUAACUUUAAUUUCGGUUGAUUUAAAUCUCCCAACAGUACAUGCGGUUUUUGUGUUGUAGUUGAACAUCUGCAGGGAUAUACCGUCGAUUUAUAUAGAAUAUUCUGUCCAAUCAAUAAAAACAGUGCUUUAAAAGACUUGAAAUGAUGGACGACGUUACUAAUGCAGACAACUGCAAUGGAGAAACGAGUAAAUGGUUAGGAACCAGUAUAAAGGAUAUCUGCCAAGGGAAAGGUCAUUGGUCUUUUGCAGUCACACCUGUGAUACCCUCAAAAUAUCACCAUGUUCUAUAUCAUAUUGAUGUUACAUUGCAAGAUUGCCCCAAACCACACAUUUCAAAAGAAAGUCAUCUGUGGGAGGAAGACUAUGUGCGAAUGCCAUUCUCUGAAAAGAAUCUGUUUAAUGUCACAGAGAACAACUCUGAAGUUAUUAAGGAGAGAUGGAAAAUAAUUGCUGAAGUUUUAUCAGCUCCAAUAUCAACAAGUCAAGAGUUUGAAGCUGCCUUGAGAAAGUAUAGUUCAAAGUUGCCUCGAUUAGAAGCUUUACAUUAUUUCUUUACUGAAGAAUUAGACAACGAAGAUGCAGACCACUUCUUUAGAAAUUUGUUACCGAAAAUCGUUACCCUGGCUUUAAAGUUACCAGUGUUAUUGCCAAAUGGGGUACCUUUAUUAAAACAAAAUCACAAUAGGUCAUUAAGCUUGUCGCAAAUACAAAUUGCGUGUCUUCUGGCCAAUGCAUUUUUGUGCACUUUUCCGUGGAAAAGCAAUAUUGCUACCAGUUAUCCAGGAGUUAAUUUUGUGAGUCUAUUCUCUGCAUUUUCAAGACCUAAGAGAAGGCAAUGCAUUUGCGAAAAAUUAAAAAGUAUCUGUAACUACUUUAGAAGAGUAACGCAUUCACCUCCUGUUGGCGUAGUGACUUUUGAGCGCAAAAUUAUUCCAAGAAGCAAUAUGCCCCGAUGGGAUACUUUGGAUAAUAAUUUAGGAAACACAAAAAUUCACAUUGCUAGUACUGGAAACAUAGAGGAUAACGGUUUGGGAUUCCUACAAGUUGAUUUUGCGAAUAAAAACAUUGGCGGUGGUGUCUUAAGAUAUGGCUGUGUUCAAGAAGAAAUAAGAUUUGUUAUAUGUCCUGAAUUAAUUGUUAGCAGGCUUUUUGUUGAGCAGUUAAGAAACAGUGAAGCUGUAAUUAUUACUGGAGUUGAAAGAUACAAUAACUAUAGUGGAUAUGGAGAUUCGUUUGCAUGGGCAGGUGAUUAUGUAGAUAAAACUCCAUUUGAUGUCUACGGGCGAAGAAAAACAACCAUAUGUGUUAUCGAUGCCAUCCACUUUAGUAAACCGCAUGAUCAGUACCAAAGUUCUCUUAUGCUUCGAGAAUUAAACAAGGCCUAUGUCGGGUUUAGCACUCGAGAGAACUGUAACGUGGCCCCCGUGGCUACUGGAAAUUGGGGCUGUGGAGCAUUUCAAGGCAGCAAACAGCUUAAAACUCUAAUUCAGCUUAUCGCGUGCAAUGCAGCAAACAGAAACUUGGUUUACUAUUCUUUUGGCGACGAGGAACUGAUGGAAAGUUUUUAUAAUAUGCAUCUGUUUUUGGGAAACAACCAAAUUACAACAGCCCAGCUCUGGAAGUUCCUUGGUCAGUUUGCCCAUAAAAACUUACCUGAAGAUAAGUUAUACUCGUUUAUCCAACAAGCGUACUUUGAUAGUAAGACGCAGCCAGCAAUAAGUAGUUUUUUUAGUAAAAUUACGCCAAAUAAUGCAGCCUCUAUAACCCCUUCCACGUCAUUUCAGCACAAGUUGAGAACUAGAUCGGAUAUACCAGAAAAAGAAAGAAUAACUAACGAAAGUAUGGAUUUUGUUAUUGAAACACCAAUCUUAUCAUCAUCGUCAUCAUUCGAAGACAUAAUUCCUUCAAGUCAACCAAGUUCUCCAUCUCGGAGGAAAAUCGUUAAAUCGAAAACUGGUACAUCCGCCGAAAGUAUAAUAAAGAAGUUACCAAAAACUGAUAUUGGAGAAAUAUUUGAUAUGUUGGAUGGAAAUGGGAAUCAACCAAAUAAAUCUGAAUCAAAAAUGGAUGAAGCACACUGCAAAGGCUUUUCGAUAACUGGUCAAUGUGACACACCAAAUACUAAAGAGUCAUUAGUCGAAGGUAAAUCUGAAAAAACUGAUAAUAGCUCUUCAGCUGAGAUUGCACAUGCAAAAAGAACAAUUAGAGAUUAUUUUACUAGGGCUGUUACAUAAACAAAUUUUGGGAGUAGCACGAUUUUUUCUACUGCAGUAAUAUACGCAAAUUAAAAUAUAUUAUUUAAAA